Molecule: messenger RNA, 2157 nt
Organism: Gopherus flavomarginatus (Mexican gopher tortoise)
Lineage: Eukaryota; Metazoa; Chordata; Testudines; Testudinidae
Gene: TMEM164
Product: transmembrane protein 164
Exons: 6
Coding region: 107-1075 (322 amino acids)
Source: RefSeq, a predicted model, not a curated record
UCCCCUCCCGCGCUGAGUGGUUCCUCUCUGCAGAUUCGCCGGGGGAGCAGGGCUCGGGGCUGCCCGGCUGGAUACGGCUAGCUGCUGCCGGGGGUCCCCGCUUUUCAUGCUCCGCCAGCCCGCCAGCAUCCUGGCUUGGGUCCCGCCCUGGUCCGACCUGCUCCGGGGCAGCGAGGGCGAGCAGGAGACGCAACACCGCGCCAUGGCCCGCUACAGCGUCGGCAACCUCCUGGACUGGCUCUACGGCGGGGUGGACCCCAGCUUCGCGGGCAACGGGGGGCCAGAGUGUGCAGCCUUCCUUACCCCGCAGCAGCGCCUGCUCGAGAGCCUGGUCUUCCUCACCGUGGGCGUCCUGGAGAUCCUGGUGUCCCUGCGGAAAAUCAGGCGGCAGCUGCACUCCAAGGAGGAGGGAAACUAUCCGGCUCAGCAACCCCAGGCCAAGCAGGAGAGCCUGGGCAAGAACCUGCUGCUGGUGGCCCUCUGUCUCACCUUUGGCCUGGAGGUGGGGUUCAAGUUUGCCACCAGGACGGUCAUCUAUCUGCUGAACCCCUGCCACGUGGUCACUAUGUUGCAGAUUUUUCUCCUCACCUGUCCCCCAUGUCGUGGUGCAAUGGUUCUGUUCAGGUUACAGAUGCAUAUGUUAAAUGGGGCCCUCUUGGCAUUGCUGUUUCCUGUGGUUAAUACACGCCUGCUUCCCUUCGAGGUGGAAAUUUAUUACAUCCAGCAUGUGAUGCUCUAUGUUGUGCCCAUCUAUCUGCUGCGGAAAGGAGGUAUCUACACUGCAGAGCCACUUUGCAAUUUCUGGUGGGCUCUGUUAUCCACGGGCCUGAUGUUUGUCUAUCAUUUUAGCAUCUUACAGAUUCUGGGACUGGUCACGGAAGUGAAUUUGAACAACAUGUUGUGCCCAGCCAUCUCGGAUCCUUUCUAUGGGCCCUGGUAUCGAAUCUGGGCAUCUGGGCAUCAGACUAUCAUGACCAUGGCUCAUGGAAAACUUAUAAUAUUGUUCUACAGUGCUGUCCCCGUCUUUAAAUAUGGUGUGGAUUUGCUUAGACUCCCAUCUAAGAAAAUAGACUGAAAUUUCUCCCUGAGAAGUAGCACUUAUAGGAAGACGAGGUACCUGUAUUCAUAUUGGAGAAGAAAGAGGAGAAUGAAAGGACAAUGUGUUAGUGUGUCAUGUCUGCUUCCCCUCCCUCCCCCCUCACUAUUUCUUGCCUCAAAAGAUCUCUACAAUAGAGUGAGGAUUUUCUUCUUUCAACUGCUGUUUUUCACUGCCCGUAGUCAAUGGCAAAAUUAGUGGCCUUAUUCUGCAAGAAGUUGGUGUUUCUUACAUAUUUUAUGCAGAUUACAAUGGAACCUUCCUAACCCACACUAUAUAAUUACCCCAGAAAAUGGCAGGCGCCUGUCUGCAUCCCAGCAAAGAGAGUGGCAGUACAGUCCCCUUCUCAAGACUUUUUGCUGUGUAUCCUUCAGUACAUUUACUGAUUACAUUAUAAAGUAUAAGAAAAAGCUGAAUUACUACUCUAACUGAAAGUGAACCAAGCCCAAUUCGUAAUGCAUCAUCCUGGAUUAACUUCCAUUAUAUGAAUUUUGCUAGUUGGUGAGUAAGUGAAGCAAUAUGCUGUGGGUCUCCCAGUUAUUUGUGUGAAUUAGUGAGGUUCUAUUGCACUACUUUAAGCUGGUUGAAGAUAAUGGGGAACUAAAGAAUCAUUCAAAAUAUGUUUUUAACAUUUAUUUUUUAAAUUGGAUUAUUUCUUUCUCAGCUGCUAUGGAUCUUCACCUGUUUGGUUUGAGCCCAGCAUAGUAACACAUUUUGAGGAUGCUCUGACUUGAAUGCAUGAAAAACCAUCAGGUUGAAAUAAUUGUUUUAAAAAAUCAAUCAGGGUGUAAAUUGUGAUGGGUGGCAUUUCAUCUAGUCCUUCAAGUUGCCCCGGAACAGAAAGAAAUAAGAAUUAAAGGGACACUGUCAACCUGGUUUAGACUGAGAAAACAAAUUACAAAACCCCAUGUGAAGAGUUUUUUAAUUCAUGCUUUAAAAAUUUUUUUGCCCUGUGUUCUGUAUUGAACAGACGAAGAGAAACUGCUAUUCUGGUUUCUCUCGCUAAGCGUCUACACACCGUAUGCAGUGAUUUAAACUAAAUCAGUGCAACUCUAGUCUGG